Molecule: messenger RNA, 1410 nt
Organism: Lotus japonicus
Lineage: Eukaryota; Viridiplantae; Streptophyta; Magnoliopsida; Fabales; Fabaceae
Exons: 5
Coding region: 1-1410 (469 amino acids)
Source: RefSeq, a predicted model, not a curated record
AUGCGUAUUGGUCAAGCUGAAGUCAUUACUCAACCGGCCCCUCGAAUUAUUUCCCGAGUGGCCCACUCCUCUAAGGACAAGCCGAUCGAGGUUGAGGAUGAUGAUGAUGAGGACGAUAAUGUCAGCCUUGCUGACAAACUCAAGGGUCGAAAAAGGAAAGCUAAACCUACUGCUUCGGUUAGCCAGAAGAAGGCCAAGGGAGCUGGUGCUUCUACAACCAGCAAGGCUUCUACAUUGGUAUCUGAUGCUCAGCUUGAAGUCGAUGGCAAAGAAGGUGGUGGCGACGCCGCUAUUCAGGCUGAUGUCCAUGAACAUUCCACUUCCAAUGCUCCAUCCCGUGGAAAUUCUCCAGCUCCCAACCCUACAAAAUCCAAAGUUGGGGGCGUCAAAAAGCCUCCUAAGGCUGCAUCCUCAGUUAAAAAGACCUCGACGUCUGAGGGAAGGAGGAAGAUUAGGAGCAAAUCUGGUCACAAAUCUCCUCACCGUUCCAAGAGCUCUACCAACUCAAGCUCUUCCAAAGGGUCAACCCGCCAGGAAACUCAAGGUGCAACUUCUCCCAUUCGUGAAACAGAAACUCUUCCUGACAAGGAUACUAGCCCCGUGCCUCCUCCAAAGUCGACUGCUAUUGUGCAACUUUCGCCUCAAGCCAAGGGCGGCCCUUCAUCUCAUGUGUCUAGUGAGAAGCUUGAUACCUUAUUUGAAGAAGACCCCCUAGCGGCUUUGGAUGGCUUUCUCGAUGGCACUUUGGAAUGGGAUUCUCCGCCUCGUCAAGCUGAUGCUACUGCUGAGACUGCUCAAUCCAGUGGACUGGCCAACCUCCAGCAAAUUGAGGAAAGCCUGGGUCGACUGAAAGCUAUUGUCUUCGACAGUGGGUUCCUUGACCAAAUUCAAGCUGAUUCUCAAAUGAGUCAUACUGCUAAGGAAUUGCUCGUCUUUCUUCUUGGUCAAAAGCUUGAUUCUCGCCAGACUGCUGCUUUGGCCGACCUUCAAUCUUUUUUGAUGGAUGCUUUAGCCACUUUUCAUCAAGCCAAGGACGUGGGCCAAGCUGUUAGCCUCAAGGAAGCUAAAGCCUCUUCUGGUAAAGCUCAGGUUGCAGCGAUGAAAGAAGACUUCAAGAAAUUCACUGCCAGGAAGGUUUUGAUAGCAGAUGAAAUUUCUGAUGUCGACACUAAACUUGAGGAGCUGCGUCGAGAGAUUGCCAAGUUGGAGAAGAAACGAGCUGAUUUGGUCGAGGAAGGCCCUGCUGUGAAGACUCAGUUAGAUGCGCUCACUACGGAAUCCAAGGCUCUGAUCAUCUCGACGAAAGAGGUUAUCAAGGACUUGGAGGUUGAUCGGGCUGUCAAGAGGGAUCUCGAAGCCAAGAUCGCCACCUUUGCUGACCGCUUGAGUUCUUUCAAGUCUCAAUUCUAG